Messenger RNA from Phalaenopsis equestris, 1202 nucleotides. RefSeq names its product pathogenesis-related genes transcriptional activator PTI6-like. The coding region runs from base 249 to 1148 and encodes 299 amino acids. The record is from RefSeq and is a predicted model, not a curated record. The transcript is spliced from 2 exons. Gene Ontology annotation, biological process: regulation of DNA-templated transcription. NCBI's taxonomy places the organism in Eukaryota, Viridiplantae, Streptophyta, Magnoliopsida, Asparagales, Orchidaceae. Gene Ontology annotation, molecular function: DNA binding; DNA-binding transcription factor activity.
UUUUAGAAAUCCUAUAAAAAAAAGCAAUUUUUCUGUUCCACAGUCUCUGCAACUGUCUCUCUCCCCCCUUCCCCCCACCGCUCUCUCUCUCUCUCUCUCUCUCUAAUCUCUCCUGCUCUGUUCUCGUUUACGACAGCGAAGAAGUGGGGGCAGAGAUUUCAAAGUCAUCGUCUUCUCCAGUCCGAUCGGUUUCUCUUCUGCAAGAGAUGAUCAAACAAACCCCAAUAGUUUGAAAAACAGAGCAAGCGAUGGAAAGAAACAACAUCCCCUUAACCAAACACACUGUUACUAAAAUCAGAGUAUCUUCAAAAUUCAUCGAGCAAUCCUCCGCUGGAGCUCCGGCGAACUCUUCAUCUUCACUCCCCCGCACACUCCGCAUACUCUGCAGCGACCCCAACGCCACCGAUUCCUCCGACGAUGAAACCCCCAUCGACCGCCGUCCGAUUAAACGAUACAUAGAAGAAAUCAGAUUCGAAAUACGUCCGCCUCCGAAGAUGAACGGAAAGAAGAAAAAGCAGAGAAAACAAUUGCCGGAAAAUCUUCCUCGGUCGCCGGAAAAGCUUCCGAGAUUCCGCGGCGUCCGGCGAAGGCCGUGGGGGAGAUUCUCGGCGGAGAUACGCGAUCCCGUUCGCCGCGUGCGGCUAUGGCUCGGCACCUACAGCACUGCGGAGGAAGCAGCCAUGGUUUACGACAGAGCUGCAAUCAAAUUACGAGGCCCUAACGCCUCCACCAACUUCCCAAACCUAGCUUUUCCGGCGAACUCCGCCACCUCAACGCCGGCGAACAUGAACUUCCCUUCUUCGAGUGGAUACGAAUCCAGUGAGGAUUCCCGUAACGUUUCAAUCUCUUCCCCUACGACGGUUCUCCACGGACUCUCUUCUGAUGUUGUGGAGCGUGAAACGGAGUUGAAGGAUGACUUCAAUGCGUUCGACGGAGUGCUCCAAUGUAAUGAUUUUUUAGGGGAUGACUUUAUGGUGUUCGACAGAAUGCCUGACUGGGGCGAGUUUAUGAAUGCGGAGUCGUACGGGCCGAGAAGAUGCGAAGAGUUCGCCGGCGAGAGAAUUUGCGCCGGCGGCGGAGUUUGUGAAGAAGGAGACGAUUUAUUUGCGGGUAUUACUGAUCUUUUUCCCCUUGAGCCGUUCGACUAAUUGGAAGUCUCCGUGCGUUUGUGAUUUAUCGGCCGAUAUAUCGGCCGAUUUUAG